Messenger RNA from Oncorhynchus tshawytscha (Chinook salmon), 4346 nucleotides. RefSeq names its product matrix metalloproteinase-16-like. Gene Ontology annotation, biological process: proteolysis; skeletal system development; collagen catabolic process. The record is from RefSeq and is a predicted model, not a curated record. Bases 338 to 2221 code for a protein of 627 amino acids. Gene Ontology annotation, molecular function: metalloendopeptidase activity; zinc ion binding. Gene Ontology annotation, cellular component: extracellular matrix. Lineage: Eukaryota; Metazoa; Chordata; Actinopteri; Salmoniformes; Salmonidae. The transcript has 12 exons.
UGCGCUGCUGGAAACAUCAAAGCGCAGGCGUAGACUCUGGAGGUAUGAUUACUGUACAUGGCCAUCGAUGCCGCUGGAUAAACCAAACCAGCGAUGUAAAUAACAGCGACGGAGGUGGUGGAUCUAACAUGCCUAAUUCUAUCACAGCUUGACAUGAGAAAAUAAUACAUGGCAUCUGGGUUUAUCCCCUUGGCAAAACCACCGCGGCCGUCCUUUUAUGCGCGUCUCCGAAUUUGGCUUUGACAGCUCACCGGAUGGUUUUCUUAAUUUGACGCACGAACCUAAUCACACGACGGGCGGUUUUAUCUAAUAACCCACUUGGGAAAAACGGGUCAUUAUGACCUUAGUAUCCUCAUCUAAAAGAAAACCAUUGGAUUGUUUUUCCGCAGCAGCGUUCUGCUUGCAUUUCUUGCUGUGGAUUGUAUGCGCUGUGUCCGGAGAAGAGCAUCAUCAGUUCAGCGUUGAGGGAUGGCUACAAAAAUACGGCUACCUGCCCCACACAGACCCCAGAAUGGCUGUCCUGCGCUCAGCCCAGACCAUGCAGCAAGCCAUAGCAGCAAUGCAGCGUGUCUACGGCCUCAAUGUCACAGGGACACUGGAUGAGAGGACCACAUAUGAUAUCACACUAAGUUGGAUGAAGAGGCCGAGGUGUGGAAAUCCAGACAAACUAAAGGGCAUUUCAAGGUCGCGGAAGCGGAGGUACGCACUGACGGGGCAGAAGUGGCAGCGAACACACAUCACUUACAGCAUAAAGAACGUCACGCCCAAAGUGGGCUCCAGGGAGACCCACGAUGCCAUCCGGCGUGCGUUUGACGUGUGGCAGGGGGUGACGCCGCUUCACUUUGAGGCCGUCCCUUACAGCGCCCUGGAGAGUGGCAGGCGUGAUGUGGACAUCACCAUCAUCUUUGCCUCAGGUUUCCAUGGCGACAGCUCACCCUUCGACGGUGAGGGCGGGUUCCUAGCUCACGCCUACUUUCCGGGCCCUGGGAUCGGAGGGGACACCCACUUCGACUCAGACGAACCCUGGACCCUGGGGAACCCCAACCACGAUGGUAAUGACCUGUUCCUGGUGGCAGUCCAUGAGCUGGGCCACGCCCUGGGUCUGGAACACUCCAAUGACCCCACAGCCAUCAUGGCUCCAUUCUACCAGUACAUGGACACAGAGAACUUCAAACUUCCUCACGACGACCUUCAGGGCAUCCAGAAAAUCUAUGGUACUGUACCAACAGGUCCACCAGACAGGGCUCUCCAGCCCACCAGGGCCCCACCCACGGCCCCUCCCCCACGCUUCCACUCCCCUUCGGAACCCCGCAAGCACGACCGCCAGGUACGGCCCCACCGCCCUCCUCAGGGCGCCAAACCCUCCAACCCCUACGCCACGCCCAACAUCUGCGACGGAGGCUUCAACACCCUGGCCAUCCUCAGACAGGAGCUGUUCGUAUUCAAGGACCAGUGGUUCUGGAGGGUGAGGGACAACUCAGUGGUCCCUGGCUACCCCAUGCAGAUCAACUACUUCUGGAAAGGCCUGCCUGCCAAGAUCGACGCCGUCUAUGAAAACAGCGAAGGGAAGUUUGUCUUCUUCAAAGGGAACCGCUUCUGGGUGGUCAAGGACACUACUCUGCAGCCCACCUACCCUCAGGAUAUCUCUCUGUUUGGGAGCGGGAUGCCCACCCAGAGUAUAGAGACCGCCGUGUGGUGGGAGGACGUGGCCAAGACAUACUUCUUCAAGGGAGACAGAUACUGGAGGUACAACGAAGAUAUGAGGAACAUGGACCCUGGUUACCCAAAACCCAUCACUGUUUGGAAGGGCAUCCCUGACUCCCCUCAGGGGGCUUUUGUGGACAAGGCCAACGGAUUCACCUACUUCUACAAGGGGAAGGAGUACUGGAAGUUCAACAACCAGCGGUUGCGUGUGGAGCCGGGCUACCCCCGCUCCAUCCUGAGGGACUUCAUGGGCUGCGACGGCCCGCCGGCCGACCCCGACUGGGACUGGAGCCCCCCGGAGGUGGAGGAGCGCCACUCCGACAGCAGCAACGGUGACGUGGACGUCGUCAUCAAGCUGGACAGCACAGGGGGCACAGAGAAUGCCGUGGCUAUCGCCAUCCCCUGCGUCCUGGCGCUGUGCAUGAUGGUCCUGCUCUACACCGUGUUCCAGUUCAGGAGGAAGAGCACGCAGAGACACAUACUGUACUGCAAGCGCUCCAUGCAGGAGUGGGUCUGAGCUAAACCUGAGAGGGGACUGGAACUGUAGGGGAGGUGUAUGGAACUUCCACUAGGGACUGUGGGAAGAGCUAUCAAACUCCUAUUGCUCUCUAGUUGUUAAACUAACUCCCUCUGUGGAUGGACAGUAUAUGCAGUACAGUAGAGGAGUCCUCCUAACAUGUUCCAAACUGUGCUUUGCCCUCUUUGUGACAUGCAAGGUGGAGAAAAGGGAGACGUCUUCAUUCAAGACUAUGAUGGACUGUGGCUGCCAAUUCCAACGAAGAUGUGUCUGAUUUAACUCUUGACUAUCAUUGGGUGCACUCAGUAGUUAUUGGAGAAAAAGGAAAGCUGUGUGGGACCCAUGUCUUUCUCUGUCUCUGCACGCCCCUAACAAGCCCUUACUAUCUACCGUACAGUGGACCAUUUAGUAAUAGGCUACUACUUUUUAUUUUCAUGUCCUAGUAAAGUUCAAGUUGCCCAGACUGUGCUUUUUGAUUUAAUUCUCUUUCAAAUAUUAGUACUUGUGAGGUGGACUGUCUGACCCAAACCAAAUAUGACCUUUGACCUAUCUUCCCUUCCUAGUGAGGAUUACGACUCCGAGAUUCUUUGUUGGGAUGUUUAAUUCUAAUCUAUGGAUCUAACAUCAUCAUGACAUGACAUCACGCUUACGUUUUCUUUGGCCAUGUCUUUUCCAUAUCUGUCCAUGGCCAUCCGUCUGGUCUGGUGUGCUCUCUGUCUGUCUGUGAUCUACAGGAAGCAGCAGCAGCUAGGAACAGAGCUGAGAACCGAAUAAGACUGUUGUGGCAGCCUGUCUCUAACACAGGGGGCCAAAACCAUCUCUGCAAUAUUUUGGAGACUGCCUUAAUCAUAGCUUACUUUUGUUAUGUUUCUUUCUGUGUGUGUGUGUGUGUGUGUGAGAGUGUGUUUGCGUGACUCUGUCUGUGUGGGUGGGUGUGUGUGUGUGUGUGUGUGCACGUGUGCGUUAACAUAUCUACUGUAUGUAGGCUCCACAAAUCUGUAUGAAAAUAGUGGUAGUGGGGUUUACUGUGUCCAUUUCUUAACAUCUUUUGACAUGUUGUUCUUCUGACUGGCAGUGACAGCAGUUGGUUUUUCAUGUAUUCUUUUACAUGGUGUGAUAAAAAAAAAGUUAAAGUAAAAGUGGCAAAAUCCUGGCUGUGAUCUGAAGACAUAUACAGUAGGUACAGUCAAUGUGAAUAAAAUAUACAGUAGGUCCCAAGAAACAUGUUACAGUAUAUUGUCUCUGAAUUGCCCAUGGUUGCCCUCCAUGAUAUUAAAAUCAAUGUGGUUGUGUGAUGUCACGUUCCUCUCGACGUGUGUGAGAUGACUCAGUAUGUGAGAUUCCCGGUGAACGUGAAGAAACGUAUUUUAACAUUUUUAGGGAUAUGAGUUGUUCACAUUUGUGGUACUUCUUUUUUUGUUUUUACUUAAAAAUAUUUGAUAGAAUCAGGAUAAUGAACUCCAUAUCAACAGCUAUAUCAAUACCAUACAGUGCCUUGUGAAAAGUCUACACACCCUUGUAAAAGUUUAAGAUUUCGUGUUAAAAAGAGAUUAAAUUGGGAUUUUUUUUGUGUACACAAUCUACUCCACAGUGAAAUAACAUGGCAAAGAAAUAAACUUUUUGUCCUCAAUGAAAAAAAGAAGGUUCGGGGCAAACCCAACACAACACAUCACAGAGUGAAAAAGUGUUUUUCCAAGUAUUGUGGGGGCAAUAUCAUGUUUUGGGUAUGCAUGUCAUCGGCAAGAACUGGGGAGUUGGUCCAGAUCCCCAAAAAUAUGAAAGGAACAAAGCCAAUGUAAAAAUGUUGAGGGAAACCUGCCUCAGUCCUCUGAAGACCUAACACUGCAAUAUAAUUGUAUUUUUCAGUGGGACAAAUAAACACAUUUUAAGGCGAAAUACACUCCAGAAUGGCUUUCGAAGACGUGUUUAGUAUUCCGUAGUGGUCCAGUCUCAGUCCUAACUUAAAUUUCCUUGAAAAACAGAGACACGGUUUGAAUAUUUCUACUAAUCAAUCAUUUCGAACGAAAUUCACUGAGUUUGAGCAAUUUUGACUAAAACAAUGGAUAUACAGAACAUUAAGGACACCUGCUCUCUCCAUGACAUAGACUGACCAGGUGAAUCCAAG